Rubroshorea leprosula is the source of this 665-nucleotide messenger RNA. NCBI's taxonomy places the organism in Eukaryota, Viridiplantae, Streptophyta, Magnoliopsida, Malvales, Dipterocarpaceae. The record is from the annotation of a GenBank genome assembly.
AAAAGGCUACAGAUAAAGCCUGGUGGAGUUACACCAAGGCUGCAUUUCUAAUCCUUCUAGGAACUGGCAUUACAUUUCUGCUUGGAAAUCCUAUCAUGUCAACUCUCCAGGAGUUCUCUUCUGCUGCAAAUAUUCCCUCCUUCUUGGUUUCUUAUGUUCUCUUACCCUUUGCUAUGGGAUUCAGACAGGCAUUCAGUGCAGUAUCUUCUGCCAGAGAGAAGACAGAGCAUACAGUUUCCUUAACAUUUUCGGAGAUUUAUGCUGGAGUGUUCAUGAACAAUGCCAUGGGUUUAGCCAUCUUCUUGUUGCUUGUAUACAUUCGAGAUCUUUCAUGGAAUGUCUCCACUGAAGUUCUAGCAAUUCUAAUUAUCUGCACGGCCAUGGGACUCUUUGCGAGCUUCAGCAACAAGAUACCCUUUUGGGCGUGCAUUUUUGUUUAUCUUCUAUACCCCAUAUCUCUUCUGCUGAUGUACUUUCUGACUGAAGUUCUUGGAUGGUCUUAAGGUAGCUAUGAUCAAGAAUAUCAUAAGAGCUGGGGCUCAACGCAAUUAUGUAAGAACUUGGUGACGCUUUCAGUUGAUUAAAGUUUGUGCUGUUUUUCUUUUCUUGUAAAUGUGUUUCUGUCCAAGAGUGAAAUGAUCAUAAAAUAAAACCAUCUCCCUUUG